UAACUGGGCGUGGGGACGUGUCUGGACUGAGGAGGAAGAAAAUUCCCCCUGCCGCUGCGAUGCAACAAGCGUGUUGGUGCUGAGAAAGAAAGGAGGUAUGCAACACACAACAUUCUUACGAAAAGAUCCUCUUGAAACAUCGAGCAAAUAGACUCAAGUCAGCGUCUUCCAUGACUUUCACCAUGUGUCCUGUCAACCAUCUUUGCUAAAGUGGCCAACUAUCAUCUGCACCAGACUUAAGGCAUAUUCCACUGGAUAUUGUUAUUGUUCACACUCUUAGGGUUUUGCUUUUGAGAGAAAGAGAGAAAAGAACCGUCCAGAGAAGACUGAACACAGUCACAAAGUAACCCAGUGCCCAGACGAUCCACCACUGAUUACGUGUAUUUUUAUUUUCUAUUAUUUCCCAUCAUGCCUUUCAUUUUCCCACACACUUCGCGGCUGCUGUGGGUGCGCACGGCGGCGCUGGUGUGCACGUGCGUGACGUUCAGCGUGGCGUCUCACGGCGCUCACCUGGGCAACGGCGGCGACCUCUUCAUGUUCUGCUGGAGCUUCAGCUUCGCCGGCACCCUGCUCAUCCUCCUGGUGGAGCUGCUGGGCCUGCAGACGCGCGCGCCCGUCUCCUGGACCAACUUCCCCAUCACCUUCGCCUGCUACGCCACCCUGCUGUGCCUCACCGCGUCCGUGGCCUUCCCCAUCAACUUCCUCAAGGGCAGCCAGCCGCAGGGCGAGGCGCGCGACCACCGCAUCGUCGCCACCGUCUUCUCCUGCCUGGCCACGGUGGCGUACCUGGUGGAGGUGAGCCUGGCGCGGGCGCGGCCGGGCGAGGUGGCGGGCUACAUGGCCACCACGCCGGGCCUGCUGAAGGUGUGCGAGACGUUCGUGGCGUGC
Molecule: messenger RNA, 888 nt
Organism: Clupea harengus (Atlantic herring)
Lineage: Eukaryota; Metazoa; Chordata; Actinopteri; Clupeiformes; Clupeidae
Product: myeloid-associated differentiation marker homolog
Exons: 2
Cellular component (GO): membrane
Source: RefSeq, a predicted model, not a curated record